Molecule: messenger RNA, 2346 nt
Organism: Hirundo rustica (Barn swallow)
Lineage: Eukaryota; Metazoa; Chordata; Aves; Passeriformes; Hirundinidae
Gene: TFEB
Product: transcription factor EB
Exons: 9
Coding region: 512-1885 (457 amino acids)
Biological process (GO): humoral immune response; positive regulation of DNA-templated transcription; regulation of transcription by RNA polymerase II
Cellular component (GO): nucleus
Molecular function (GO): DNA-binding transcription factor activity, RNA polymerase II-specific; RNA polymerase II cis-regulatory region sequence-specific DNA binding; protein dimerization activity
Source: RefSeq, a predicted model, not a curated record
CUCCCUCGGCACGGGGCCGAGCCGAGCCCAACCGGGCCGGACUGCGCCGGGCCCAGCCGAGGAGCCAAACACAAGCGUGCCCAGCGCAGCCGAACCGAACCGAGCUAAGCCGGGACGGGCAGAGCCGACUGGAGCCGGACUGAACCGAGGAGUCGAAUCCGAGCGCAGCUGAACCGAGCCGGGCGGGGCCGAACCGAGCUGAACAGAGCCGAGGAGCCGAACCGAGCCGAGCCGAGUGAGGCCGAACCGAGCCGAGCGCGGCUGAAGGCGGCUUAACCCAACCGAGGCGCCGUACCGAGAACAGCCGAGUGAGGCCGAACCGAGCCGAGCGGAGCCGAACAGAGCUGAACCCAGCCGAGGCGCCGAACCGAGCCGGGCCGAGCGCAGCCGAGCGAGGCCGAGCCGGGCCGAGCGCAGCCGAGCGGAGCCGAACCGCUUCGUUUCCUCGCCGUUCCCCACGGGGUGACCUCGGUGCCGGGCGGGCCGGCGGCUCCCAGCCCCACGUGUCACCAUGGCGUCCCGCAUCGGGCUGCGGAUGGAGCUGAUGAAGCAGCAGGCGCAGCAGGAAGCGGAGCGGGAGCGGGUGCAGCAGCAGAUGAUGAUGAGCUACAUGCAGCAGCAGCGCAUGCCCGUGGCCUCCAGCCCCGCCAUCAACACCCCCGUCCACUUCCAGUCCCCGCCGCCCGUGCCCGGAGAGGUCCUCAAGGUCCAGUCCUACCUGGAGAACCCCACCACCUACCACCUGCAGAAGUCUCGGGACAAGAAGGUCCAGGCUUAUCUCUCCGAAACCUACGGGAACAAGUUCGCUGCCCACGUCAGCCCCGCCAGCCACUCUCCCAAGCCACCCCCGGCCGCGUCCCCCGGCGUCCGGCCCGGCCAUGUCCUGUCGUCCUCGGCGGGCAACAGCGCUCCCAACAGCCCCAUGGCCAUGCUCAACAUCGGCUCCAACCCCGAGCGGGAGUUCGAUGAGGUCAUCGAUGACAUCAUGCGCCUGGAUGACGUUUUGGGCUACAUGAACCCCGAGGUCCACAUGCCCAACACGCUGCCCAUGUCCAGCAGUCACAUGAACGUCUACAGCGGGGACCCGCAGGUGACGGCGUCACUCGUUGGUGUCACCAGCAGCUCCUGCCCCGCCGACCUCACCCAGAAGAGAGAGCUCACAGAUGCCGAGAGCCGAGCCCUGGCCAAAGAGCGCCAGAAGAAAGACAAUCACAACCUGAUCGAGAGGCGGCGAAGGUUCAACAUCAACGACCGCAUCAAGGAGCUGGGAAUGCUGAUCCCCAAAGCCAACGACCUGGACGUGCGCUGGAACAAAGGGACAAUCCUGAAGGCGUCCGUGGACUACAUCAAGAGGAUGCAGAAGGACCUGCAGAGGUCCCGGGACCUGGAGAAUCACUCGCGGCGCCUGGAGAUGACCAACAAGCAGCUGCUGCUCCGCAUCCAGGAGCUGGAGAUGCAGGCACGCGUCCACGGGCUGCCCACCUCCUCGCCCUCGGGCGUCAACGUGGCCGAGCUGGCUCAGCAGGUGGUCAAGCAAGAAGCCAGCGGGGACGAGGGGACCCCGGAGCCGCUGCUGCCGUCCCUGGACCCCGAAUCGCAGCCGCAGCCGGCGCCGCCCGCGCCGCCCCAGUCUCCCUAUCACCAGCUGGACUUCACCCACAGCCUGAGCUUCGACGACGGCUCCCAGGGCUUCCCGGACGGCCUGGAGCCCGGCCACAGCGCUUCCUUCCCAUCCCUAUCCAAGAAGGAGCUGGACUUGAUGCUGAUGCAGGACACGAUGCUGCCCCUGGCCUCUGACCCCUUGUUCUCGGCCAUGUCCCCGGAGGCCUCCAAGGCCAGCAGUCGCCGGAGCAGCUUCAGCAUGGAGGACGCGGACAUGCUGUGAGGGGGAGCUGCCGGGGCAGCGGCUGCGGCGCCAGCUUUGGGUGGGCAAAGUCCCAGGACGCUCCUGGCGGGAGGAGCCCGUCCCGCCACGCACUUGAACCUCCCCAGGAGCGCCUUUCUCUAUGCAAGCGGGGCUCGCGUCGGGCGCCCGCCGUGUCUUUCGCAGCUUCUUCCCGCCUUUGCCGUGGCGCUGGCCUGACUGCAGAUUCCACAGCCUGGGAAGCGAGAUCUCGGCUGUUUUUGCCUUUCAGCAGAACCCUCCUGGCCUCACGCCCUUCCCUGGGGUGUUUCCUGGAGCCCCCGGGGGCGGAGGGAUGAGCUUUGUGUCCGCUUCGGUGUCUCCUUGCCUUGCUCUGGGAUCCUUCAUCCCCGCCCUCCUGGGGUCUUCCCCAGCCCCUGGAUGCUUCCCAGUCCAUCCAGUCCCUCCUUUCUGGGAGCACCCGCUGCCUCUGGGGUCACGGG